Ahaetulla prasina is the source of this 10734-nucleotide messenger RNA. It is a transcript of the gene KBTBD12, whose product is annotated as kelch repeat and BTB domain containing 12. The record is from RefSeq and is a predicted model, not a curated record. Gene Ontology annotation, molecular function: protein binding. The transcript has 6 exons. Bases 245 to 2104 code for a protein of 619 amino acids. Lineage: Eukaryota; Metazoa; Chordata; Lepidosauria; Squamata; Colubridae.
GGCAAACACACCCAGAGAGACUUAUCAAAGGCACCUUGAACGCACUAAGCGGAGAGGCAGCUGAACGGAAACUUCCCAGGCGAGGCUGGCUGCAGGUUGCUUUCAAACUAAAUGCAAGUAGCAGAAGGAUGAGCUGAACGGAAUCAAAUGAUGAAGGAAUUUCAUUCUGAGAGCUCUCAGAUGUACAAAUAGCUGUUUCAAAACUCCAAUAAGCACCAGAAAAUACUUUAAAAUAUAUUCCAUCAUGGAUUACAAGGCUGAAGGUAAAAGGAAGCAGCAGCAUAGUUUGAAUUUACUGGAUCAAAUAAAAUGCAUGAAAGAUUUAACUGAAAUGAUUGAUGUGGUGUUAGUGGCUGAAGAAAAAAAAUUCCCUUGCCACAAAUUGAUCCUGGCAGCUUUUAGCCCCUAUUUCAAAGCAAUGUUUACUUGUGGGUUGAUGGAAUGCGCACAGAGAGAAGUUGUGCUACACGACAUAGCAGCUGAAAGCGUAUCUGUCCUCCUGCACUACAUGUACACCUCUGAAUUGCAUCUCACCAAUUGUAAUGUUCAAAAUGUGGCCAUUGCUGCCUUUUUUAUGCAGAUGGAAGAUGUGUUUAGUCAAUGUCAAACCUACAUGAUGGAUCACAUUGAAGCUUCCAACUCUGUAGGGAUCUAUUAUUUUGCAAAGCACAUUGGGGCAGAAGAACUAUCUGAACGGGCCAGGAAAUAUUUGUAUCAGCACUUUACUGAGGUGAGCCAGCAAGAAGAAAUAUUAGAGGUAGAAGUUCAGCAACUGCUAAGCCUGAUCAGAUCCGAUGAUCUGAAUGUAUCCAGAGAAGAGAGCAUCUUGGACUUAGUCCUCAGAUGGGUUAACCACAGUCGGAAGUUGCGUGCAGAUCAUCUCAUUGAGCUCCUGAAGCAAGUAAGGCUGGUACUUGUAAGUCCUUCAUUCCUAGUGGAAGCUCGGAAAAGGAACACGGUGCUUCUGAGUAAUUCUCAGUGUAUUGACAUGAUUGAGGGAGCCUUAGAAACAAUUAAAAAAUCCAAUCAACCUUCCCUCAGCCUUCGGUAUGGCAUGGAGACCACUACACUUCUCCUUUGCAUUGGCAAUAACUCAGGGGGGAUCCGAUCAAGGAAAGGUAAUUACGCUGAGGCCAGCUUCUGUUACGCACCUCUAACGCAAAAGACCUACUUCAUUUCCUCUCCAAAAUAUGCAGAAGGCCUUGGCAGUGUAUACACCGGUGUGGUUACUGAGAACAACAGUAUUGUUGUUGCAGGGGAGGCAAGUGCUACCAAGAUGUCUAGACAAAAGACCAAGAAGAUUGAAAUUUAUAGGUAUGAGGGUCAUGGAAAUCGAUUUUGGGAAAGCCUGUGCACAGCGGAGUUUCGUGAGCUGUAUGCUUUAGGCACCAUCCAUUGUGAUUUAUACAUCAUAGGAGGUCAAAUGAAACUGAAAAACCAAUAUCAAAUUACCAAUAUUGUGGAGAAGUACUCCAUGGAGCAGGAGAACUGGAGAACUUUGGCCCCGCUCCCAGUACCGUUGGCUUGCCAUGCAGUCGUUGCUCUGAAAAACAGGCUUUAUGUCAUUGGAGGAUGGACCCCACAGAUGGAUCUUCCCGAUGAUGAGCCUGAUCGAUUAAGCAACCGAAUGUUGCAGUAUAACCCAAGCCAAGACAAAUGGAUGGAGUGUGCGCCGAUGAAGUAUUCGAAAUACCGCUUCAGCACAGCUGUAGUCAACCAUGAGAUUUAUGUCCUGGGUGGAAUUGGCUGCCUUGAUCGUGACAGAGGACAAGCACGGCAAUGUCUUGAUGUCGUGGAGAUCUAUAACCCUGAUGGGAACUAUUGGCGAGAAGGACCACCUAUGCCUUACCCUCUUCUUUCCCUAAGAACCAACUCUACCUGUGCUGGUGCUGUGGAAGGAAAAGUCUAUGUCUGUGGAGGAUUUCGUGGAACAGCUCGGCAUGAAGUUAUCACCAAAGAGAUCCUAGAGCUGGACACUUGGGAAAAUAAUUGGAAUGUUGUUGCAAUCAAAGCCCUCAUGCAUGACAGCUAUGAUGUCUGUCUUGUUGCUCAGCUGAACCCAAGAGAUCUCAUCCCUCCUCCUUCUGAUUUAAUGGAACAAUAGGUGUGCAAUUUUAAUGGAAAAUAAAUAAGCCAGCUGAAUGGAACAGAAGUACGGUAUGUUGAUAUGUGGCAAUUUCAAUGGAUGGUUAGACAAGAGAAUUCCAUAUAAUGAAUUUUUGAAAGAUGACAUACAGCUUGGCUUCAACAUAGCAAAUUCCUACUGUAGCAAUUCAAAGAUUAUGCAAUGUUUUUCUUUUCCACAACUUCUCAUAAUAAUUUAUUCUGUGUGCCAAACUGUUACUUUCUUCUAUUCAAGAGUACAAACUCAACUUACCUUGAAAAAUAGGAAUGCUAAAAAUGUUGCUUAUGGCAUUAAAAGUAAGACAGAGCAAUAGUAAGUAUUUUAAAAUAAAAUAAUUCAAAUAUUUUAUUCUCUGCUGGCAUGAAGACUAUGGAACCUAUUUGUUUUUUUAAUGGAAUGCAAAAGGGAAAAUAAAACAUAGCCUUAAUUUCAUUAAACUGGCUUGAAAAGUCAUAUAGCUGAUUGUGUAUUGUUGGCAGAUAAGAAUCUUUUCUUCUUCUUUUGUUUUGUAGUCUUUUGCAGAUUCAAAUUAAUCCAGAUGUGAAAUCAAAUCUAGAUCAGAUAUAGGACUAUCAACAUGUACUCUUCAGUUGUCCCUUGAUGCUCUGGUCUGAUUAUCUCAAAUCCCCAAAGCUUGGUUUUAUUUGGGAUCUUAGAAUAUACUUUAGCAGGUUAAAUGAAGCAUUAUAAAGGUUUACCUGCAUUGAUUUAUCUAACUCAGUAUUGUUUACUCUCAAUUGGAUUAAGUAAUGGCUGCAACUAUCCAUUGCUUAACAAAAUAAUCUUUUUCAAAUCCACCUGGAGAUGCCACAAAGUACAUUUUCUACUUUGUGUGCUUCACUGAGCUGCUAAAUACGUUCAAACUGAGAGAUUUUCACCCGUCUUUCAGAAUUGUUGUUUUUCUCCCAGAUUUUAAUAACUUUCCCCCCCAAAUUGAUCUACUAUGCCUCUCUUGGCCCAUGAUAUCUCCUAUAAUAUAAUACCAGUGUAUUGAGGAGAAAUGCCAUUGUUAUUUCUUUUGGAAUCUAUUGGAAAAUUUGAAUAUUUGUGCCAAGGCAGAAAAAAAGAGAAAAUAAGGAACUGUUAUGGCAGAUGUAGAAUCAACAGGGGCCACGGAAGAAUAACGAAAAGUGGUGAUGCGAUCGGAGGAAAGGAAGAGUUAAGAAAGCAUAUAAAUGGAAAGGCCUAAAAUGAAUAAUACAAAUCUUUUGGAAAACAAAAAGUUUUUUGUUUUCCAAAAACAAAAAAGUUAAACUGAAAUAUCAAAGUUUCAUUAAAUAUCAAAUAUGCCAAUUUGGUCUAUUAAUUAAGGCACCUGUCAUGUCCCACCCCCACUCCGACGAACGAGUCAAGGAAGUCCAUAACAAACUUGACAACGAAGCCUCUGCAGCUUGCCAAGUGCCUUCGAGGUUUAUCAGGGCAGGCAGGAGUCCAAGUUGUGACUUCAGCGAUAGGGUCCAGUACCAGCAAACUAGAUAAGACUUUGCUUGACUCAAGGUUGGAAUGCCAAAAGCAGGUCCUUUAUAUAGGCUGUGGGGUGUGGCUCCAUGCCUCAGCAUUUAUCCAGGCCUGCCCCACCCUUCCUUCUGCUGGCGUCGCCCCUCAGAUCUCCAGAAGCGAGGGUGCUCCCACUUUGAAUUGUCUUCAGCUGGAUCUACUGUCAGCGUCUGGGAAAGGGAGGGGUCAGAGGGAGUAGGCCCGGGUAAUUCCACCACCUGGCUGGCUUCCUGCUCUGAAGGCUGAGCCAAAGGAACACACGCUAUAUGAGUGAGGUUUAUUGGGCUUCUCCUUUCACUCCUUGAAUCCUCUCCGGGCAUGGGGCCAGGGCGGGGGCUGGAGCCGUUCAUCUUCAUUAUCAGACUCGGAGUCUGAUAAAAGGCCCGGUUGGAGACGGGAGGGGCCCGGCUGAGGAGAGGAGGGAGGACGAGUCACAACAGCACCAGGCUAGAAACCAAAAGACCGGGAAUUCUAGGCACAAAAUCUAGCUGAGUUACCUUGGGCCAGUCGCUCACAUUUAGCCCAACUCACCUUACAGGGUUGUUAUGGGGAAAAUAGGAGGAGGAAAAAGUAUUGGGUAUGUAUUCCGCCUUAAGUUAUUUAUAAAAAUAAUAAAGGGAUAAAAAAAAUCUAGAAAGAACAUAAUAAAGGCUGCACAAGAAGCAGUAGAAUUUUCUUGAAACAAAUUUUACGAUUGAAUCACUUUGCACAUUUACUCAUAGAUCUUUAGCAGACUGGUUGUCAUAAACCUUGCUUUUUCUUCAUGCUUCCUAGACAGAAUAUUUUUGGCAUCAUAUACAAUAAGCUGUAUUUGUAUAUAUAAGUUUUGUACUGUCCAUACCAGAAAACCUACCAUUUAGCCUGUAUUACAGAAAAUGACACUUCAGACAAUAGCAUAGAAUCUUUGCUCUUGUGUCCUGAAAAGGCUCCCAGCAUUGAGAUGCAUGAAAUGUAUACACUUCAUUUGUUCUAUUGAAGUAUUCAGGUGAAUCAACAGCAAUUGAGAACUUUCUCCCCCAAUGUCUCCUUCAAUAAAUAUUCUAAGUUUGAUACCAGUAAUUUAUUGAUUCAUCCAAAUCAAAGCCACAAUAUUCUUAGCCUCCUUUUCAAUAUAUUUAAAAUUAAAUUUGUCCUAUAUGCAAGAUGAAUUUUAGCAAAUAGAUAAAAAAGGAAAAGUCUUUUUAUUUUUCCAAGAAGCAUUCAUUAAGCCCAUAUAUCGCUAUCAGUGUGUUUUUCAGUUCUAAAUAAAAACUGUUGACAUAAGUUUCAGGUCACUAGGAAAUACGGAACAGUUCUCUGAUGUCUUUUGUACAGACCUGUACAAAACACACACACACACACACAUUCCUUGCUACAUUAUCCCCCCCCAGAUUGUUUCUCUCCCCCCCCAUGUUUUUUUUUCACUGUUCCCCCAUUCACUACCCUCCCAAAUCAGGGAGAAAGAGGGAGUGUCCUCCAUUAGCAGAGAGGUUUGUUUCCAUGGUACCCUGGUAAUAGCAAUCUGCUUUCCAAAUUUAACUAUGGGCUCUAAUGAGCGAUCAAGGCAGCAGCUCACCUCAACCAUUUAUGUGGUCAACUCACGCCCACCAGUAGGGAACAAAGGAGGUGGAGAACUGAUCUGUUAGGUCUGCUUUGGACAGGGACAAGCCAACAAGAUUGAAACAGGGGCUCUGAGGGAUGAUGUUUUUGCUCCAGAAUAAUUUCAUCUAUUUAUUUAUUUAUUUCACGAGUCAUCUGUAUGUUUAGAAAUAAUCAGAUAUUUAGAAACAACACACAUUUCCAAUGCCAUCUCCUCAAAGAAAUAUAUAAAAAUGUAUCUGGUGUGCAAAAACCUACAGUCCUUGUAUUCUACAGUAAUGCAACUAGUCAUAUUGUAGAAGUCGUCUCCUCUUCCUCCUCCUCCAAUUAAAUCUUUAACUUUCUAAUCUAACAGAUCUAUCCUGGUGCCCCUUUUAGAAGGCGGCUUUUCUGAACCUCUUCCCCAUUAAGCUUGGGACAGCGCAGUCUCUUACUCUAGGCCUCUCUCUGAGAAAGCUCUGUGUGGCCAAAAUUUCUCCCCACUGCUCCUCCAUCACAAUACUUUCUCAUGAAUCUGAGCAUGAUUUCCAUGAGUCUAUAAUUAACAUGGCUUAGUAUAUGUUUCUUCUUUUUUUCUUGUGUAUUCUAGCUCUCUCUCCACCUCCAAGUUGUCAUCACUUGAAUAACUGCCAGCCACGUUUGUGGAAUCUGGCUUUUCUAUUAUGAAAUGAUGCAUAUGAUCUUCUGCAUUUCCUGGAACAAUUUCCCAUUUUGAGAGAGAGAAAGGGAGAAGCAUUGCCACAACGGAAGAUUUCCAUUGUUAUGUAUAAUUCUUGAAUUAUGACAUUGAGGAAGAUUUAGUGGUUUACUGCAACCCCCACCCCAACAAUUCAAUGGAGGAAAAGUUUUUGUUUGGCAAAUGCGGGGGGGGGGGAAGAGGGGGCUUUCCAUAGAAUUGUCUGUUUCAUGAUCUCAAGUCAUCUUUCUCUGAAACAUUCUAUUUUUCAUGCAAUUUUUUUUGCAAAACAAACAGCAAAACAGUACCCCAGUUCUUGAAGAACCAUACAAACAACAGAAUAUUCAACUCUGAAAAAAAUAGAAAAGUUUAAAAGAAUUUUUUUCUGGGGGAAAAAAACCUAUUUAUUAGAGAACAAAAUUUUCAAAGUUCUCAAAUGCAGUAUUUCAUAUCUCUGGCUCAAAUCACGUACAUUGGCCUGACGUACCUCAUUUGUGGAGCACAGUAUAAAUCAUUCCCAAGGAUCUAGUGGUCAGAAAAACUUCUUCCGCUUAACCUUCGCCGCAGUGAAAUUGGUGCUUAUUAUUUAUUAUUUCCCCACUAGCAAUUUACAGCACUUUCUACAGUUAUUCAUCUAUUUUUGUGCCAAAAAUAAUAAUAAUGAGGUUAGAUUGUCUAUAUUUGAUCAAUGGUUGGUGAUGUUACAGAGUUGCUUUAAGUUACAAGUGGAGAAAUCGCUAGUGAAAACUACCUUGUGCACAGGAUGGAGACAGACUUUAUCACAACUUUAUCUUCAAAUGCAAUGCUAUUUUUUUUCUUCAGAAACUCGUAAGACGUUCUCAGACUCAUGUUAUUUUCAAUGUUUUUUCCCCAUUUGAACUAGCAGUUUCAUCAGCAUUUUUGAAUUAAACUAGGACCUAUAGAAAUUAGUGUGGAAAACCUAUAUUUCAUUUUUUUUGUUUGUUUGUUUACAUUUAUACCCCGCCCUUCUCCGAAGACUCAGGGCGGCUUACAGUGUAUAAGGCAAUAGUCUCAUUCUAUUUGUAUAUUUUUACAAAGUCAACUUAUUGCCCCCCCAACAAUCUGGGUCCUCAUUCACCUACCUUAUAAAGGAUGGAAGGCUGAGUCAACCUUGGGCCGGGCUCGAACCUGCAGUAAUUGCAGGCUACUGUGUUCUUAAUAACAGGCUUUUACCAGCGUGAGCUAAACCGGCCCUUUCAUUGAUAUGAAUGCCAAUUAAUGUGGUCUGAAUUCUUGUCAUUACAGACAUGUUAAUGUAACCUACGUCUGCCUAAUAACCAAAGUUUUAAAAAUAAUGAAACCAAUAUGUUACAAAAAAAUGAAUCAUUUAUUUUUAUUUAUUUAUUUAUUUUGUCAUAACAAUAUAUGUAGGUAUCAUACAAAAAGAUUAUAUAAUAUAUAAACACAUAUAUGGGUAAAUAUAAGGAGGUAUAAGCAUAUAUGUAUAUAGGAAGAAGAACAGAAAAACAAUAGGACAGGAACGGUAGGCACGUUUUGUGCGCUUAUGCACGCCCUUUAUGGUCCUCUUAGGAAUGGGGUGAGGUCAAUAGUAGACAGGUUUUGGUUGAAUCAAGUUGAAACAAAAUAAAACAAAGCCUUAGGACUCCAAAAUUCCUUGAGACGGUACACACUACGUUUAGCCCAGUCACAUUGGCUGGGUAUUAUGGGAGUUGGAACGGCACAUCUGGGGAUAUAAGAUUAAGAAAGGCUGGGUGAGCUCAGCUUUAUGGAAAGGGUUGCGUUACUAGCUAAUGUGGUUUGUUUGCUUGUUUGCUUUGCUUUGCUUUGCAUGCCAACAAACUGGCCUUAACAUGUGACUGUAUUGCACAAAUCAUUCUGAUAGAAAGACUGGCCAUCUUUUUAUAUGGUUUUAUAAAAAGACGUAAUCCAGGUCUCUACACCGAGGUGUAUAAGUUUAGUUUCUGAUCAGAUGUCUGGGAAUGUACUUCUGAACAAAUCUCCUUCAGAUUGUUGGCUGCAUUCCUGAUCAAUUUGAUGGACCUAGAGGAAAUGAAAUUGAGAAGAGCUGUCUUAAGACAUUUCCUAACUAAUUUUUAAUUAAGGUUUAUAUGCUGUUUCAAGGUAAGAGGCCUCUGAAUGACUUAUAUCCCCCCCCCCCAAUAGCAGCAAUAAGAUUUAAAAGCAAUAAGGUUUUAAUAUUUUUUUUAAGAUUUAACCUACAAAACAAUCUAAACCACAACCCUAGCACUGAGAAAUCACCAGAAAUCACACAAAGAACAAGACAGGAGGAUUUAUUUGUCAAGGUUUCUGCUCUGGAUACUCUCUGGAAUAACUAUGAUUUGAUGGCUUUCAAAAACAUCAAUAGGAUGUAGGCCAAUUUAAUUUCAGGGGAAAUGCUGUUUGAAAGAAUAUCUGAAAAGGCUCAUGACCGUGAUCUCUGAAGCUGAUAUUUUCUUGAGAGAAAAUUCAGAAAUAGCCACUCUUUCCUGAUUUUUAGCCUGUGACUAUCAUUAAGUGUUGUAAGUGUUGUACCUUGAUGAAGGUAUCUUUUCUUUUAUGUAUACUGAGAGCAUAUGCGCCAAGAAAAAUUCCUUGUGUGUCAAAUCACACUUGGCCAAUAAAAAAAAUUCUAUCUAUCUAUUCUAUCUUCCAGAUCUUACCAAAUCCUACCCAAUCUUACCCUUCCAUGUAUCACAAAGAAGAAUUAUAUCUUUCUAUGGAGGAUGUUUUAGGUUAUUGUUUUUGAUUCAAGGCCACAAAGAGGUAUUUUGAAUAGUGUAGAAAGUUAGCACCCACCUCUCCUAGAAGAAUGAAAUAUUUUAGGAAAUAUUAAAAAGGCAGAAUAUUAUAUUUCCCCUAAAAGAGAAAGAAAAAUCUUAAGGGAGACAGAAACUCAGAGCUUCAGCUCCCUGCCCGCACCAGAUAUUUGGUGCCUAUUAAGAAGGACUGGGCCAGCCUAUCUUCAAGACAAAAGACCUUCAGCUCCAGGGUGAUGGGAUUAAGACAUGACCCUCCAGGACAUAAUAGGAUUAUCUAUCAGCAGAGCUCACUGCAUUGCAAAAUCACCUGGGGACAUUGAAUCACCCUCCAGGCUCAACCAAACUUGAUUCAGAAAAAUAUGACCCCACAUGGCCCCAUGGGAGUCUGUCUACAGCCAAUAGAAUACAUUUCUUGUACAGAAACAGGAAGCUCAAGAGCAAGACCCAAGAGAGAGUAUAAAUAACCCUCACUCUCCACUCCAUGCGUUCAACUGCACGGGGACCAUGUGCUUGAUGGUUCUGCUUCAUUAAACCAUCUUUCCAAUCAGCCUCCAUGUUUCCAGUGUCUUUCUCCCUGCUUGGAACUGAACCAGAUGGAUACUUCUUCCAACAAUAGAAAGAAAAAUGAAUUCCUCCAGGUUACCUAAAGAACCACCUCAUCCCAAUGAUAUUAGCCCAUCCCACUUGCUCUGGCAGAAAGAGCAUGGUCUGGAUCCCAUCGGCUAAGAAAUUGUAGCUGGUGGCCAUGGUUCCUGUGUUUGUACUAUCAUCCAGGGAUGCAAUCCAGCAAGUUCUGACCGGUUCUGGAGAACCGGUAGCGGAAAUUUUGAGUAGUUCGGAGAACCAGCAAAUAUCACCUGUGGAUGGCCCCAGAGUGGGGUGGGAAUGGAGAUUUUGAAAUAUCCUUCCCUCAAGAGUGGGGAGGGAAUGGGGAUUUUACAGUAUCCUUCCCCUGCCACACUCACCAAGCCACGCCCACCAAGCUACACCACGCCCACCAAGCCACGCCCACAGAACCAGUAGUAAAAAAAAUUGGAUUUCACCACUGUUAUCAUCACUCUUGAAGUGAGAUACAUCCCCACCUUCUUGGCAUCCUGAAAGAGCCUGAUAACCUCGCUUUGAUGUCCCCAAAAGGGACAUCAUAUUUUGGAGGUCGUUAAUAGAUUACUAGAAGACCCCAAUCUCUACCAGUUUACACAUUAGUUCUUUUUCAUUGUUUUAAUAUUAAUAUUAACCUUUUAAUGUCUGAUGCUCUAAUGUUUUAAUUCUGUAAUUGUUUUAUCCUAUUAUUUAUGGUAUUGUAAACCACCCAGAUUUGCUUGGUAGAGAGAUGGGUGACAAACACAUUUAAUAAAUAAGUAGCAUGUCUCCCACUGCAGGUAUAAGGUAAAUACCUAUGCAAAAAGAGAGAAAAGCUAAAGUUUCAUAUAGUGCCAUGAGGUUUACAUAUAAUCUAAAUCAGGGGUCUCCAACCUUAGUAACUUUAAGGUUUGUGGACUUCAACUCCCAGAGAUCCUCAGCCAGCAAAGCUGGCUGAGGAACUCUGGGAGUUGAAGUCCACAAGCCUUAAAGUUACUAAGGUUGGAGACUCCUGAUCUAAAUCAGGAUUUUUACCUUAUGAUUUAUUGAGAAACACACAAUGGCUUGCUUCAUGCACAAUGGAGAGCCGUAAGAAGUGAGUUUGCACACUAUGGUAUAAUAGGCCUUGCUCACACUAGAAUAAGACACUGUUAAAACCCCAGUGGGCCAGAACCCUGAAGAUAUUUCUUUUCUCUUACAUCUCCGAAGCUUCUCAGCAGGUUUUAACUAAGUGUGUGAUUGUUUUCAAUGCUUUUCAAAUGGAUGCCACUCAUUUACCACUGUACUGAGCUGGAGCUGAAUGGCUAACAUUUUUCAUCCUUCUAAACCUGGAAAUAGAAAAAGUGUUUGUAAUAUUUCCUGGCAAAUAUUUGUAUUGUGUCUUUUGAUUCAUCUCCUCUGUUUCCAUUUGCUUGUGUUUUUUAACUGGGUUUCCACUUCAUGAUCUGAGAUUCUAUGAAUACAUAACUUCUAAACUGCAAAAAUAAUGUUUGUGUACUAUGAUACAUAAUGGUGACCCAAUAAAUGCUGAAACCUUU